Messenger RNA from Colius striatus (speckled mousebird), 2272 nucleotides. RefSeq names its product BCL10 immune signaling adaptor (gene BCL10). Bases 175 to 858 code for a protein of 227 amino acids. Lineage: Eukaryota; Metazoa; Chordata; Aves; Coliiformes; Coliidae. Gene Ontology annotation, cellular component: cytosol; CBM complex. Gene Ontology annotation, molecular function: transcription coactivator activity; protein kinase B binding; kinase activator activity. The transcript has 3 exons. The record is from RefSeq and is a predicted model, not a curated record. Gene Ontology annotation, biological process: apoptotic process; positive regulation of extrinsic apoptotic signaling pathway; canonical NF-kappaB signal transduction.
UUGCGAGAGCUUAGCCCUGGGGACAGGUAUUAAUCUGGCAGCGCCGCUUUCUGUCUUCCUCUGAGCCGCCUGCCCCUGUGCCGUGUUUUAAGGCAGGAGGAGGAAGGGUUUGGCUGUCACGGUGCCUCUGUGCAGGGAGGAGACCGAGUAGAGGAUGAGGGAUGAGUAACUAGCAUGGCAUCCAAGGGUUGGCUGCAAAAGGCUUUAGAACGGAUGCGUCCUUACUUGUGUGAUAAAAUCAUAGCUGAGAGACAUUUUGAUUACCUACGUUCAAAGAAAAUCCUCACAAGAGAAGAUACAGAAGAAAUUUCUUCCAGAUCUUCCAGUAGGAAAAAAACUGGGAAGUUACUGGACUACUUAGCAGAAAACCCAAAGGGACUAGAUUUUUUAAUUGAAUCCAUCAGACGAGAAAGAACACAAAACUUCCUGUUACAAAAGAUAACUGAUGUGGUGUUAAAAGUAAAAAAUGAAAAACUUGAAGCUCUCAAAGGUCUAAGCUGCAGCACCUGUAUGACCUCACUGUAUGGAGGAACAAACAAUCUUUCUAGAUCGUAUUCUGAUGAAUCCAAUUUUUUUGAUAAAACAAAAGACAAGGAAUCUACCCCAAUAUACCAUCCAGAAGAAGAUUACAGCACCGCUGCCUUUGUGUCUGCCGUCUCCCUUCACUCCAUGAACGUGCCAGUUGCGGAGAUGGGAAAUGCAGCACGUGCUGUGUUCUCGGGCACCCUUCCAGGGCCUGGCGAUCCCGGCGCUCCUCCACUCCCCCCAGAGCUCCAGGCAGAGCAGCAGGAGCCCUGCACUAGUUCCAGUGACAAUUGCUUUUUGCCUCUAAGAUCACGUUCUCUUCAGCCCCAGUGAACAUAACAACUUCUCUGUUGAUCCCAACGUACUGAAACUUUGUGUGAUGCUUUAGAACGUUCUAAAUUGUCUUCAAACUUAACUAGCAAUAUCAGAGGAAGCAAUCGAUGCAAUUUACUGUUUUAAAGGGGUAAUUUGAUUUUUGUAAUUGAGUGACUCUGGAGCUGCUUGAUCUAUGUUUUUUAGGGAGCUUUUUCUACUUUUCAAAAGAUCAUGGUAUUAUACCUGCAAAGAUUUGCUUUUUAAAGCAGUGUGUUUAAGACUUCACGUUUGGCUGCAGAUACUUAAGCUGCAGUUAUGGAGCAAAGGGGUGUUUUCUUCCUACAGAACCUUACAAAUCUGCUUUUCUUAAUGUUUCUGUGAUGGGUGAAUUUGGAAAGAUAAUUAGAAAAAAUAUUGAGUAUUAAAAAAUUCUGAAUAAGAAGUUUAAACGUUCUUACCAAAAACCUUGAACUUGUUUACCAAAUUAAAUGUUCCUCUGUAGGAUAAAUUCUGCCUUCUAUGUAUGUGUAUGCAGCUCCAUUUCCAAAAAGCCCUGAAAUCUGGACAAAUCUGUAGCUAUGCUUGUUUGCGAGAUGUCUCUGAAUUGUCUGGACUUUGUGUAGUAAACCAAAAUCACAGUGAGGUGGGACAGCAAACGUACUUGCACAAAUCUCUGCGUAUGGUUCUCGUGUGUGUGCGUUAGAGAUUUGUGAUUUGAGAUGCACUUUAAACACAAAUUCUCAUUAGUACUGGAAAAGGAACAUAAACUGCUGUAACAGCAUCACCUGGGCUGUAAGAAAAUAUCACUGGGGAAUGCUCUUUGUCACUGUAUCAUGCUAUUAAGAAACAAAGCUGGUAUGUUUUGUUCUAGUAGGGAAGUGGAGGAGGAGUCCUGUAGCAAGGAAGGGUCGGUACCUGAAAGACUCUUGGAAGUGUUGCACUUCAGAUACCUACUCUUCAAAGCAGAUAGACACGUUUACAUUUCAGAUUGUUUAGAGUCGAAUGCAUUUUAAACUAUUUCAACAUGGGAAGGUUCUCAUUUCUUGACACAAUGUAACAUGCUCUGUUCCUCUCAUACUCUACUCUUGAGCUGUAAUCUAGUUUUUACAAAGCAGGCCUAUGAUCACUUUAAAAUUACCAAUCAAAGGCAAACUCUUACUUGGGAAUGUGUACAGUUGUGUUCUGCAGGAUGGGACUUUAGCGGGAUGCUUUGACAUAUCAAAGGGUAGGUUUGUAUUUAAGGCUUUAAAUGAUUUUGGCUCUCGUACAGCGCUGAAGCCAUGUAAUUCCAUUCCAGUUCAAACCCAGGUAAGCUGUGUUCUCCUGUGGAGACAGGCCAUCUGCAGGACCUCAGCAUCGUUUCUGGGUGUUUUUUUUCAUGUUUACUCUGGUUUUGAAAGUAGAUUAAAAUAAACUGCAAUGCUCACCUACA